UUCUUAACCAACCCCCGGCCCUUUUUCCUCGCUUCAAAUCCUCUUCUCCCCCUUCCCUUCCCUUCCCUUCCUCCUCGCCCCCGAGAAGCUCACGCAUCCCAACUCUAACCAUACGCAGACGCAAGGCUUCAAUGGAGCCGUGCACCAAGCAGUUCCUCCCCAUGCCUCCGCAGGACCCCAACUCCCCGUCGUCCUCCACCUCCUCUUCCUCCUCCUCCUCCACCUCGCCGUCCCACCCCUACCACCGCGCGCAGCCGCCGCACCCACACAACCUCCCGCCCUCGCCCAGGCCCGUCCCCCGCACCAUCGAGACCACCCCGUUCCCCACCACCUUCGUCCAGGCCGACACCACCUCCUUCAAGCAGAUCGUCCAGAUGCUCACCGGCUCCGAGCAGUCCUCCAAGAGCGCCGCCGCCGCGGCGACGACCAACGGCAGCGCCGGGAACCAGGCGGCGAGCGGGAGCGGGCCGUGCCGCCCGAAGAAGCCGUCCUUCAAGCUGUACGAGCGGCGGAGCAGCCUCAAGAACCUCAAGAUGAUCGCGCCGCUGGCCAUGGGCGCGCCGCCGUCGCCGAGGAACGCCUCCGCCGCGCCGGAGAUCCUGUCGCCGAGCGUCCUGGACUUCCCGUCCCUGAAGCUCAGCAGCCCGGUGACGCCGCUCACCGGCGACCCCUUCUUCCCCUCGCCGGCGUCGUCCUCGGGGGACGCCGCGGAGCGCGCGGCCAUCGCCGACAAGGGCUUCUUCUUCCACCCUUCGCCGCGGGGCGCCGAGCCGCCGCGGCUCCUCCCGCUGUUCCCCGUCAGCUCGCCCAGGAUGGCCGCCGCGUCCGCGACGGCGGCGCCGGCCGAGUGAGUGGCCCAAAGCCUCCGCCUUUGCGCGCGCAUCCUGCUCAGCCAGCCAUGAAGUACUCUACGACUUCUACUAUCGUCGCUGUAUCAUCGCCGUCCUUUGUUCGCAGUUCUAGUUCCAUAGUAGUAAGUAAGGUGUUUGCUGUGUCGUUCUUCGCCGGCGCCGGCGCCGCCGCUGUUGUAAUUUUUGCUCCCUUCUUGAAAGGAAGAGGGGAGUUGGUUCUGUUUUGGGGCUGCGACUCGAUUAAUCGAUUAAUUACAGCUUCAUUUC
Molecule: messenger RNA, 1118 nt
Organism: Triticum urartu
Lineage: Eukaryota; Viridiplantae; Streptophyta; Magnoliopsida; Poales; Poaceae
Product: VQ motif-containing protein 19-like
Source: RefSeq, a predicted model, not a curated record